AUGAAACGACAGAUAGUGUGCGCAGAUCAUCAACGCAGGGAAUUUAAGCUUGGUUCCGCUGCCUUUACCCGUACCUCUCCCUCUCCUUCUACUUCUAGAAUCCAUACCACGAUGCGCGGACUAGACGAGAGCACGGAAAUCUUUGUGCGAGUCGGCCAGACGGCUGGUGAGCAGGUAAAACACGGCUGGCAGGCAUUUUUGAAUUUCGCUGCUAGAGAUAAUGUUUUGGAGGUUGCUCUUGGUUUGAUUAUCGCAAAUGCAUUCACCAAAGUAGUGACGUCUUUUGUGUCGGAUAUUGUCCUACCAAUCGUUUCUCUCCUCCCAUUCCUGAAUAGGAACAUGGACCAGAAGUUUGCCGUUCUCUCAAAGGGUCCCAACUACCCAAUUGGAGAGGGAUACAAUACAGUCGACCAGGCCCGGGACGACGGUGCACUCGUUCUAGCAUGGGGUUCGUUUGUCGAGACCCUUUUGAACUUUGGGGGUGUGAGUCUCACACUCUUCUUUGGCGCUCACUUGUACAUGUUCGUUUCUCGGAAUAAAAUCAUCAAGCCGACUGUUAAAUGCAGGUACUGCAAUCAGUAUAUCAGUGUCGAGGCUUCUCGUUGUCUUAAUUGCUCGAGUUGGCAAGAUGGUCGGGAAGAUUUGCCUAAGUCUGAUGGGGAGGGAUAUGAGGAAUGA
Penicillium taxi is the source of this 678-nucleotide messenger RNA. RefSeq lists its product as uncharacterized. The record is from RefSeq and is a predicted model, not a curated record. The transcript is spliced from 4 exons. The coding region runs from base 1 to 678 and encodes 225 amino acids. Gene Ontology annotation, biological process: intracellular water homeostasis; monoatomic ion transport. NCBI's taxonomy places the organism in Eukaryota, Fungi, Ascomycota, Eurotiomycetes, Eurotiales, Aspergillaceae. Gene Ontology annotation, molecular function: mechanosensitive monoatomic ion channel activity.